Molecule: messenger RNA, 1065 nt
Organism: Chara braunii
Lineage: Eukaryota; Viridiplantae; Streptophyta; Charophyceae; Charales; Characeae
Source: the annotation of a GenBank genome assembly
GGAUAUUUCGAGACUGAGUACGCGCUCUCAAUACUUCACAAUGGAAGAGACCGGAUGUUCUUCAACGGGCGUCCUCAUAUAUUGUGGAGGGUUCGAGAUGUGGGGACUCUGUUGGCGAUCAUAGGAAUACAGCCCGCCUCAGGCCCCUUGAGCGGUGGUACACGUGUCCAGUUGUUUGGGAAAAAUUUCAAUGUCAGUGAAGUCGUGAACUCCACUGCCAUGUGCUACUUUGACUCUCCAUUGUCCUCCAGUGUAGCCGUCGUAAAUUUCACUUCCAGCACCGCGGUCUGCAAUUCGACGGAACAAACAACCGCUGGCCCUGUUGCAGUAACUCUUGCCUUCAUUUCACAGCCUCCUGUGCAGAUCACCUUCGAGAAUUUUCUGUACUAUGAUUGGCCGAUCAAUCUUGUCAGCCUGUUCCCACCAUGGCUGGGCGUUCGAGAAAAGAUACCACAAUUGACGAUCAAGUAUAAGAAGAGCUUAGACUACUUGGACACUUUGGUGUGCCGGUUCGUGCAGACAGAAGCAGGCACUGCCUCACCUGACCGGCCAGAAGCUGCAAACAUCACAGGAACCGACGUUGUACCAGCUUCGCUUGGGACAGAGCUGAACACCCUUACAUGCCCUCCUCCUUCUGCCGGUCAUCUGUCAGAUGCUCUUGUCGACGUCUCCCUCAACAAAGACUCAUACACAAAUCACCCCUUACUCCUCCACUACGUAGGUAAGCAAUUGCAAUGUUGCUGUUGCUCUUCUUUCAUUUCAUACACAAAUCACCCCUUACUCCUCCACUACGUAGAUGACUUUCUACCAGUGGCAGUAGAAGACGCAUUCGUGAUUCGAGGAGGGAGAGUGAAUGUACUCGAUGUGCUCAAGAAUGAUAAAGUUGCUCACGGGGCGAUGUACAUUGAUGAGAUCCUUAAGGUGAUCUUCAACUUACAGAACAUGCGUGAAGCAACAUUUUCAUGGGUUGAUCAUUAUCAAUUUUCACUUUAGCUCCAAGAAGUAAAAAGACUAACUCAGGGAAAGAAAAACAAGAAAAAGCUAAGGAAACUAGCCCAGGAUCAC